This is a messenger RNA of Patiria miniata (bat star), 1991 nucleotides long. RefSeq names its product translation initiation factor eIF-2B subunit alpha-like. Gene Ontology annotation, molecular function: translation initiation factor activity; guanyl-nucleotide exchange factor activity. Gene Ontology annotation, biological process: translational initiation. Lineage: Eukaryota; Metazoa; Echinodermata; Asteroidea; Valvatida; Asterinidae. The transcript has 9 exons. Gene Ontology annotation, cellular component: eukaryotic translation initiation factor 2B complex. The coding region runs from base 102 to 1016 and encodes 304 amino acids. The record is from RefSeq and is a predicted model, not a curated record.
CUGAUGAAAUCCGUCUGCUAAAAAUUACUGCUGAAUGUCGUGUGACAAAAGUUGAGGAAAUUGUUGUUUUUCGAACUUGACCUGCUCUGCAAUACAAUAAGAUGAAUAAAGAAGAUACUUUGAACUACUUCCAGCAAUGCAUGGAGGAGAAUGCUGAUAUUUCCAGCGCAGUGGCAGCCAUUCACACGCUGAUUGAACACCUCAAACUCAGCCCAGCGGGAACUCUCGCGGGACUCAGGGAGAGUUUGAAAGACUGCAUCAGCUGGUUGAUGGAAACAGACAACUCAGUCACAUCGAUAUCCUCAGGCUGUGAGCUCUUCUUGAGAUUCAUCACGCUCACCGCUCUGGAUCAGAUGAAUUUUCAAGAAAGCAAGAACAUCUUAGUGGAGAGAGGCAAGAUGUAUCUUCAGAAAGUCGCAGGAUCGAGAGACAAAAUCGCAGCAUUGGGAGAACCUUUCAUCAGAGAUGGAUGCAGUAUCCUCACGCACUCACAUUCCCGAGUCGUCUUGAAGACGUUACUUGAAGCAGCAGCUAAUAAGAAAAGAUUCAACAUCUAUAUAACAGAGUCUUGUCCCGACAGAUCAGGAGAGAAAAUGGCUAGGAAGUUGAGAGAAGCUGGAAUUCCAGUUGUCGUCAUACUAGACGCAGCCGCAGGGUACAUAAUGGAAAAAGUUGAUCUCGUUAUGGUGGGCGCUGAGGGAGUGGUUGAAAGUGGAGGCAUCAUAAACAAGAUUGGCACAUACCAGCUGGCAACAUGUGCCAAGAUAGCCAACAAGCCUUUCUAUGUUGUCGUUGAAAGCUUCAAGUUUGUGCGCUUCAUCUACCCACUCAACCAGCAAGAUGUGCCCAACGAAUAUAAGUACCAUGCCUCAACACUGAAAUCCUUCUCCGACUUAAGCCACGCCCAUCCAUUAAUUGACUACACGCCUCCAACCUAUAUCACACUCCUCUUCACUGAUCUGGGAGUCUUGACGCCGUCCGCCAUCAGUGAUGAACUUAUAAAAUUGUACUGCUGAAGCCAGGCCCACCCAUCGACUACUACAGAAACCACACCCACCCAAUAAUUGGGUACACGCCUCCAGCCUAUAUCACACUCCUCUUCACUGAUCUGGGAGUCUUGACGCCGUCCGCCAUCAGUGAUGAACUUAUAAAAUUGUACUGCUGAAGCCAGGCCCACCCAUCGACUACUACAGAAACCACACCCACCCAUUAAUUGGGUACACGCCUCCAGCCUAUAUCACACUCCUCUUCACUGAUCCUGGAGUCCUGAUGUCAUGUGCCAUCAGUGAAGAACUCAAUAAUUGUACUGGUGUGGCCACGCCCAUUCAUUAAUUGAUGACUGCUGAAGCCACGCCCACCAGUUGACUACAGCAGAAACCACGCCCAUCCAUUUAUGGACCACAGAUGAAACUUGGUCAAGUGUACUCUGUACAUGCACGACCCGAUAUGCAUUCAUACAUGGUGUUUUCUCCAUAGGUUGAGUUUCAUACAAGUAUGUUGGGCAGGAUAAACAAAUUAGUGGAUGAUCGUGCAAUAAAAAUCUUUAAUCUGCUGCUAAUUCUGGCAUAUUCUUCUUUACUUGAAACUUUAAGGGACAUCAGGUUGAGAUUUACAUUUGUGUAUCUGCAUGGGAAAAACCCUGGUGGGUUUUUAAACUAUCUUGAAGGGUUGGGCUUUAUGUAGAUUCAUUCAUGAGGCAACAGACAGACCCAGAAAUGUCUGAAACAGGGUCAAUAGGUCUUUGGAUAAAUUUGGGAUAAUACUAGAUUUGCUUUGAAAUGGGCUUGAAUUUUAUUUUCACACAAGAUGAAAAAAAACAUGCUUUACUUUAAAUACAUGUAUGGCAGUAUACACUACAGUUUCAAAAAGAAAAUAAAUACAAAAGGUAUUUUAAUUCAGUAUGUCUGUCUUCCUUUAUCUGCCAGUGUGAUUUCAAUGAAUUCUGUGAAUCCAAGCUCAGUAGAAAUUUUUGAAAAAGACGAAUAUCACUU